UCAACCUGGCGGCUGGACUCCAGUCCCAGCGCAGUGGCUCGCGAAGCCGUUCCCAGCGGAGUGGCGGUGCCCGUCGCGUCGGCUUUGUAACUGUAAUGGGCACGGAGGGGGAAGCCGGGAGGAGACUGUUGUUUCUCUUCACGUCUGUGAUCCUGGGCUCUUCGGUGCAAGGCAAGGGUUCCGUAUACAGUUUUAAAACAGACGUCCAAGUCCCUGAGAAUGAACCCGUCAAGUUGCCUUGCACUUACUCUGGCUUCGCCUCUCCCCGAGUGGAGUGGAAGUUCGUUCAAGGCAGCACCACUGCCCUUGUUUGCUACAACAGCCAGAUCACAGCCCCCUAUGCAGACCGAGUUACGUUCUCAUCCAGCGGCAUCGAAUUCAGCUCCGUGACCCGGAAAGACAGCGGCGUGUAUACUUGUAUGGUUUCGGAGGACGGUGGCCAGAAUUAUGGGGAGGUCAGCAUCGACCUCACUGUGCUUGUGCCUCCAUCCAAGCCGACGGUCAACAUCCCCUCCUCCGUCACCAUUGGGAACAGGGCAGUGCUGACAUGCUCAGAGAAGGAUGGUUCCCCGCCUUCUGAGUAUUCCUGGUUCAAGGAUGGGAUGUUCAUGUCUACAGAUGCCAAGAAAACCCGUGCCUUCGUCAAUUCUUCCUACACCGUUGAUCCAAAGUCAGGGGAUCUGAUCUUUGAUCCCGUGACAGCCUUUGACAGCGGCGAAUAUUACUGCCAGGCACACAAUGGAUUUGGGACGGCCAUGAAGUCGGAGGCUGUGCACAUGGAUGCUGUGGAACUGAAUGUGGGGGGCAUCGUGGCAGCUGUCCUCGUGACACUGAUCCUCCUGGGAGUCUUAGUUUUCGGCAUCUGGUUUGCCUAUAGCCGAGGAUACUUUGAAAGAGCAAAGAAAGGGACUGCGCCGAGUAAGAAGGUGAUCUACAGCCAGCCAAGUGCUCGAAGUGAGGGGGAAUUCAAACAGACUUCGUCGUUCCUGGUGUGACCUGCUGUGGCUCCUCUGUUGUCCACCUGCCUUACUCAGGUGCUGCAGGCUCCGGCUGCUGGCUGUACCUGCACAGGAUGCCUUCAUUGUCUCCUAGGUUCCACGGGACCCCUUGCUUUUGUUUUAGCUAGGAUAUGACUUUAAUAAUGUCAGAUACUUCUCUUUCCUGCCCUACCUUUCCUACCACCACUGGGUGACCUGAAACUAGUUACAAAGUCUCCAUUCCCUGUUCCUGUGUGGGAGUGGACUUUUGAGUUCUAGACUAGACAGCAAAAAAACGACUGGGCUGACAGGAACCCAAAAUGAGUACCUGGCUGUAAUGGCCAUUGAAUAAGGACUUUAAGCCUAAUUCCCCAGCCUUCUCCUCCCCUGAUGAGGAUGGGUGCCAGCUGCUCCAGAGUGGGGACUGGAGAAAGGAGGGGCUGACCUCAGGUCUCCAGGCUCUGGAGUCUGCUCCUCUGUCUCCACAAAAUGUGCCACUGAGAUGCUCCUCCUGGAUACAAGCAAACUGAUACCGUGUCUAUAAAAGGUGGGAGAGCUCAGUUAACUCCCAAGAGACUUGGAGUAAGAGAUUUAAACCGAUCUAAAGAAAAGGCUGGAAUGGGUAGGGCCGUCAGUCAGUCUUCAUUUGGUAGGAUCUACUGCACAGACCCUUUUAAGAUGCGGAUGUGUACAUUAUAGUCUUGGCUCUUUGGUGGGCUGGGCUGCGUGCGUGGGGUGUGUGUGUGUGUGUGUGUGUGUGUGUGUGUGUGUGUGUGUGUGACAGAAAAAAGGGGGGAGGGCGAGACUGAGCUUAAUUGUAUAGUGAAAUUGGUUGCUCUAUGGAAGGGCUUCCUAGCUCUUUGUGAAGGUUGUGUUUCUGUGUGUUUGUAUUAGAAAGAUGUUGCUGGAAAUAAAAACUUGAUUUGUCAAACUGCUUAUUGUUGGAAGUGGGGGAAUGAGAUCUUUAAAGGGACUCUGGGCUACUUUGUAUAAACAGGAAAACACCUGAUGGUUCUGCUUUUCAGCAACUUGUGGCUGGUCCCAGGAUUGUGUUCUCAGCUGAAGGCAGAGCUUCUGGCUACCGCAACCUAGUUCCACAGCCUCCUGUCCCUAGGGUGCCAGGGCUCCUGUGAGUCCUGGCAAGUCGGGGAAGAAAGUGCCCAUCCACCCUCCUGUCCGAUGUAUGCAACGAACAUCCUUAAGGCUUCCUAGGGGCCAUUCUCCAGUCACUUGAAGAACCACUUUAAUGUUUGAGAUAGCAGGAAUUAGCAAGAUAGGUCUGGUGGUCUUUCUCUCUUCCAUCUGGAACCCUUUCAGCUUUUGGAAACUAAGCCGUCACGUAAGAGUCUUCCAUCAAUAGAGUUUUCCAGAGAUAAUAAAAUGCAGUUGGACAAUAAAAGAAAAAAAAUUGGAACAGUUCCGUAAAGAUAAAGACUUUUUCACCAGGCAUGGUGGUGCAUGCCUUUGACCCUGGCCAGCACUCGGAGGCAGAGGCAGGUGACUGUGAGUUCAAGGCCAGCCUGGUCUACAGAGUUCAGGACGGCCAGGGCUACAAGAGAAAGCCUGUCAAUAAAGGUUGUGUGUGUGUGGGGGGGGAGUUUUUCAAGUAUGUUUCAGUUGGUUGUGGGGUGGGAAUGGGGCUGAUGCAUUGUCCCUUCACUCUUUGAGAUAAACUUACUCCCUCAGGUACUUUAUAUGAGUAUGAAUCAGUCUUGGAGUUAACCUCUCAGCCUUCUACAUGCCUUGGGAAUGCCAUGUCUGCCUUCAUUUUACAAUGUCAAAACUAAUUUUUGUAAUAAAUGUUUAUUUUUCAUGUUGA
Messenger RNA from Psammomys obesus (fat sand rat), 2796 nucleotides. RefSeq names its product F11 receptor (gene F11r). Gene Ontology annotation, biological process: cell adhesion; intestinal absorption; regulation of membrane permeability. The record is from RefSeq and is a predicted model, not a curated record. NCBI's taxonomy places the organism in Eukaryota, Metazoa, Chordata, Mammalia, Rodentia, Muridae. Bases 96 to 995 code for a protein of 299 amino acids. Gene Ontology annotation, cellular component: bicellular tight junction. The transcript is spliced from 10 exons.